AUGUAUCAGUUCAAGGGCCUCCCGAAUCCCAAACGAAAGGCGGCAGCGUGGCUCAAAAAGCACGCCAUGGAAUGCGUUGUUUGGGCUGCUGAGAAGGCAAAAACAUGUGACGACGACAGCGAGGACGAAACCGAUACCGAGAGCGACGAUGACAACGACGUAGAUGACGAGGAAGGUCUUUUGAAGGAGACGGAAAAGGAAGCACUUAGGUCGCUGUCACUUGCGAAUCCCCUGGCCACUGGCGAGAUUAACAUUGCACUUUCGACAGACGAAGAAGACGACAAUUCCGAUGAAGAUGGUGUAUGUAGCACCUCGAUCGACCGCCUCGAUUUGUUGAGGGAAGCCGUAAGCAGAUCGCACCCAGAGAGUCUACGACACAGGCAAGUGCAGCAGAUGCUGAUGGAGGAGGAGAGGAAACGAGCCGAGGAAGAGAAGAGAAAACGACAGCAGCACCUGAGGCGAAAAUCCAUGCUGAGGAAGAACGGAGUGAGCACCCAGAACGCAGAGUUGCUUCCGUUAGACCCGGGCGAGGAGAUGCCCACUCCAAUUGUUCUUGAUCUCGAAGAGAAUCGAAGAGCACAGAGAGAACACCUGGUACAGCAGCGCCGCGAGAAGGCACGUUUAGUCUUCGCUGGUUCUUGGCUGCGUUCCACGGAGAAGGAACUUGACGAGUGUGUAGAAAAGUACAGUCGUACAGACGAUCCAUACAUGCGAAGUAGCCUGAUGGCGUACCAGGAGGUCCUAUCCGACAAGCUGAAGCUCCACCAUCAGAAUCUUGGGACCUUCAACACGGAGGAAGCGGUGGCGGAACGUAGGAGAGUCUGCGUGGAGCUGGGAAUACUGCGCGAAGCAGACCAGCUCAUGUUAAAAAUGUGA
Molecule: messenger RNA, 876 nt
Organism: Porites lobata
Lineage: Eukaryota; Metazoa; Cnidaria; Anthozoa; Scleractinia; Poritidae
Source: the annotation of a GenBank genome assembly